UGACCUAAAAUUUACAUUUAUAUACUGUGAUGUUUUAAACGAAGCGCAUAACAUUUUCUACGUUUUAUCUGCAGAAACAUGGGAAAAGGAAGCGACAUAUCCAUUAAGAAUUUAACAGAAGAUGACAUUAAACAGGCAUUUGAAAAGACACAAAGCAAGUUUGAGAAGAUUCCCGGCUUUAAGUUGAUAAGAAUUACUGAAGAAUACUACGAUAAAGCAUUGCAGUUGUGUCGAGAACAUUUCGUACCACAAGAGCCUCUGAUGAAAUCCGUAGGUGCCCCAUGGUGCGAGGCAAUAGAAUCAUACUGGCUAGCUGCUCUAAAACUCAACCUUUCGCUGAUGCUUAUAGACGAAGACACGGACGAAGCUGUUGGUUUUCGGACGAUAAGAUACGCAUUCAAAGAUGAGGAGUUAGAUCUUAAAGGUACCAUACCAGAACCAUCACAAGUACUCCUGCAGUACCUUCUCUACUGUGAAGAAAAAGCUAGUUUCUUUGAUCACUAUGGUAUACAAGAGACAAUACAUUUUCUGUCGCUUGUGGUUGCUGCCAAAUACCAGAGGCGUGGUUAUGCUACAAAGAUAUUCCACGCAGCGAUAGAUAUGGUACGAAACCUUGGUUUAGACCAAGUUUAUAUCAAAGGUGAAGGCACGUCCAAUUUCUCCAAGAAGAUUUAUGAAAAAGAGGGUUUUGACAUUUUGUACGAACAUGUGUAUAACGACUGGGAGGUCGACGGAGAGAAACCGUUUAUUAAUACUGGUGAACACAAAUCAAUGAAAAUAUAUGGACGGAAAAUUACACAAAGUUAAUAAAAUAAAUAUUGUGAGGCAGGCAGUAAACAUUUCUUAAUUAUCGUAGACAGAAGAAUAUCCAUCUUAUCACCAUUUUAUAUAUUUACUUCUGCAUGAAUGAAAAUAAUUAUACGGGAAAUCCUAUCUUUUUCGUCUUUAGUUCGCCUUAUUGCCACAAUGCCGUAGGUCCAUUUUUGGCAAAAUUAAGAUUUUAGUGUCACUAGGUAUGUCUCUAUGACAUACGUAUGAUGGUGAAUUUGUGGCCUUGUAGAACUAACAUAAACAGGCUAAAUUUUAGUUCAACAAGGCAGUAAGUAAAGUCAUUGACACUCUUAUAUCUUUAAAUGUCGUUUCCCAAAACUAUCAAAAUCUAGUUACGGCAUUGUGGAAACAAGGCGGCUGCGUGUACAGGCCUAUACAUUAAAUUAGUCGGUAUAGGACAGUCCAACUAGUAGACUGACCCUAGCGUGAUGCGCACCGACAAUAUUUACCAGAUUAUAUUACCAGUACUCGUGUGUAUGUUUUACUGUUACAGUGUACAUAAUGAUGUUUGUGAGAUAGUUGGAAUCAUUAUUGAAAAAACCUGUGAGACACAAUAUGAUAAAACAAUACUGUUUGCUAUAGCCUUUUGUAUUUAUGUAUAUACAUGUAUUUGAUUAUGACUAUACUGAUGAGAAUGGUGAUGGUGGUGGUGUCGUUAUUAUAACACAACGAUAUUAAUUUUUACUGAAAAUAUCCCAUAAAGUAACUGCGUUAAAUUGUAACCUGCCUGAAGCGACCACUCUGACCAUUUCCAUUGGUUUGACUGGCUUUAAGAUCGACUGGAGUGUAUAAGUCCAGUCCUUCCACGUUAAAACCUACAUUAGUGAUUGAAAAAAAAUUAGUGAAUGAAAAUCAAAAUGGAAAAAAAAGUGAUGACAUUUCGAAUAUUUUAUUUGAAACUUUGAUGAAAUUAUCUUCGCUAUUUUGAGGGUUAAGAUGUUUUUAAGUUAGUCACCGAACUCAUUUAGAGACGUGUCAAGAAUAUUGUGCAUUGCCAAGCAGCAUGACAAGUUGAAAACAGUAAACAUGAAUGGCAUGUUAGAACAUGAAUAUAGUUCAUCAUAUAAAUCUCUGAUAUACUACUACAGCUUACGCGUGUCAAUGGAUUUCUUUUUCAAAUACAUGUUUGAUUAACCGGAAGUGACAGCGUAAGGAAAUUCUAUCCGGAAAACUUAGAGUAAUGACAAAUCUAUUAUAGGCCUACAGUUAGCAUAAAUGUUGCCUAGAAACUAUUUUAUCCCUUAUAUCAAUAUUUAGUCAGCAGUACUGUCUUUUUGAAGUAAUUCAGUUCAAAAUACAGGAAAUAAACAGCAAUGAACAGACUAUAGUUGAUAUUUGGCGAGUGGUGAAAAAUAAAGUGCACAGAUUUAUACAUUUUA
Molecule: messenger RNA, 2210 nt
Organism: Mercenaria mercenaria
Lineage: Eukaryota; Metazoa; Mollusca; Bivalvia; Venerida; Veneridae
Exons: 2
Coding region: 79-807 (242 amino acids)
Molecular function (GO): N-acetyltransferase activity
Source: RefSeq, a predicted model, not a curated record